AUGAAUCCUAAUUCUUUCCCUUCCACUGAAGAUUUAAGGAGGUGUACUUCUUUUACGAGCAAUAUUGAGAAAGAAUUUAACGAAGAAGAAGAUCUUUUUCUUCUAAUUCGUGGGGUCUCUAUACUUAUCCACUAAUAAAAGCAAAAUUUAUAAAGAAAAAAUAAUUUCUUUAAUAAAAUAUUUUAUGCUUUUAAGCCAAUCCACUAUCAAAUCACUAUUGAUAUUGAGCAAAACAAGCAAAAUCUAGGCGAUUCUACAUUCGAUGAAGGAAAAUAUUUAAAAACUAAAAAUUUCCCUCAGGAGAGAAUUGAUCAACUGAAGCAGGUGCCAAAUGAUAUUAUAGUGACAAAGUUUUUAGAAGCGCUUUAUAACGGAAUUCAAUGCAGUCCGGAAUGCCUUAUUAUUUCGCUGGUAUAUAUAUAUCAAAUAAUAAAAACUGACCGACUUUUCCUUCGAGAACUAACGUGACGACCAAUUAUCCUUUGUGCGCUUUUUAUUGCACACAAGGUUUUUGACGAUCUGCCUAUGACAAAUGCAGAAUUAUCCAGAAUUUACCCAUUUUUUACCUCCCACGAGCUUUGUGAGCUUGAGUCGAAAUUCAUGGACUUGAUUAAUUUUAACUUGUACGUUUCCCCAAAGAAAUACGCUCAGUUUUACAUUGAGAUUCAUAGUAUGUUCAGCGAAAGCAACACAAAGCCGCUUGGGAGGCUCACAAAGGCCCAAAAACGAAGGUUGGAGAAUAAAACCAAAAAUUUUGAUAGGGAAAGUUGUGCAAGCAUACUUUUAAGUUAA
Blepharisma stoltei is the source of this 792-nucleotide messenger RNA. The record is from the annotation of a GenBank genome assembly. NCBI's taxonomy places the organism in Eukaryota, Ciliophora, Heterotrichea, Heterotrichida, Blepharismidae.